AUGGAAGAUCACGUUGAUUUCGAUAUCAAUGAAUCUCUCAAACUCUACCUCAGUGAUGCGACCGCAAUACCAACUCCAGAAGCACAUCCGGACCUAGCCGACUAUGAGCAUGACCCAGACAGUUUAACCCCAUCUCUAGUCGACACUGUACUCGAUCCUGUCCUGGAUGCGGUUGCAGAAAACUCAGAAGGCAUUCUACGGAGUAUCUCAUUCGACACCAUACAAUUCCUGCUAAAGCAAUCGUCCUUCCUGUCAGCCCAGUCGCUGAGCAAGAUCCUCCACCUCAUCGUUUCAGGCUUAUCGGCGGCAGCAGAUGUUGCGCACCAUGACAUCGAAAAUGACGAACAAGACACCUUAUCAAACCACAAGACUCUACUUGAAGCCUAUGCUUUCCUUCUCCAAUGGACCAUUGCUGCCGUGGAGAACAAAGCUCUGGAAAAAUCAAAUGCCGCCCCAGCUAGAAGAGGUGGCAAAGGCUCCAAAAAGUCGGUCGCCAAAGACGAUGCCUGGGACUCGCCCGCUCAGAUACAAAGCGCUAUGGACGUCAUGUGUCGAGCCAUGAAGCUCAAGCUCAAUCGUAUCUUUCAGACCACUUCCGACCGUGACACAUUUGUCAAUCUAUUUACAAGGUCGAUAUACUUGAUCAUGGAAAGUGAAGCCAGGGUCAAAAUCACUGCCGUCAGAAUGUUUUGCUUCAAGGUCUUGUGCGUGGCCGUUAAACAUCAUGGUCAUGCCCUUGGUGCACAAACCUCCAUCGUUCAGAAUUUGACCUACUUUGAACAUCUCUCAGAACCAAUGGCUGAGUUCCUCCAUAUCUUGUCGGAGCAAUAUGAUCAUCAUCAGUUGUCUUCCGAGAUCCUGCGUGAGCUUGCUGCUAAAGAGUUCAGCCAAAGUGACACCAGAGGGCCCAAGUCGGUCUCUGCUUUCAUCGUCAAAUUUUCCGAACUCGAGCCCAGACUGGUGAUCAAAGAAAUGGGACUCCUUGCCAAAUUUCUUGACAGCGAGGCACACACUUUGCGAUGUGCUGUCAUUGAGGUUUGCGGGAACUUGCUUGCAGACUUGUCAAAACAGGAAGAGAAAAGUGAGACCACCAAAAUCCAGAUCAACGCCUUUUUCGACACACUCGAACAGAGGUUUCUGGAUACCGCUCCCUUUUGCCGUGUGCGGACCAUGCAAGUCUUCAUGAAAGUUUGCGAGCUCGAGCAAAAGUUUCCUAAGAGGAGACAGCAUGCUGCAGAGCUCGCAAUGCAGAGCUUAACAGACAAAAGUAGUAACGUGCGGCGAAAUGCCAUCAAACUCUUGAAGAAAUUGGUAUCUUCUCACCCUUUCAGCUUAAUGCAUGGAGGCCAACUGUCGUACAAAGAGUGGACUCAAAGACUAGAAGCGGUCGAAGCACAACUAGAUGCAAUGAAACCUCCACCAGACUCCCCUGGCAUCGCUGAAACAGCUGAUGGCGAGGAAAAAGUUGAUGACGAGUUGUUGGACAAUGCCACUCAAGUCGCUUCGGAACCAAAGGAAAUGACCGAGGAGGAGAAGAUUGCAGCGGUGAAAAAAGCCCAAGAGGACGCAGCAACAUCAGAGGCAAUUGGCAAACUUCAACUCACACGCAAAUACUAUCUCGAGGCUCUCAGGUUCAUAGAAGUCGUCCAAGAAGCAUCUGAAACGGCUGUCCAAUUACUCUCCUCACCAAACAAGACCGAGGUCAUCGAGGUCAUGGACUUCUUCGUUACUAUCGACGCUUUCAAGGUGGAAACAGCCAGAAAAGGCAUCAGGCGCAUGCUACGACUCAUUUGGACCAAAAGCAACAACGACGAGGGUAAAGGUGUUCAGACCCAUCUCAUCGACAGCUACAAAGGUCUGUUCUUUGAUGCACCAGAGAUUUUCAAUCAGAAUGACGCUGCGAAUUUUGUGGCUCGAAAUAUGAUCAGUUUGACCUUUGGUUCGACACCAGCUGAGCUGACAUCACUGGAACAAUUACUUAGCACCAUGUUCAAAGCUGGUCAUAUUUCCGACCUGGUCAUCUCUAAAUUGUGGCAGGUUUAUGGAGUUAACAAAGAAAUCUCCAAAUCACAGAGGAGAGGAGCAAUCAUCGUUCUUGGGAUGAUUGCUCUCGCAAAUCCUGAAAUCCUAGUCAAAGAACUUGAUACGAUGCUGAGAGUCGGCUUGGGACAAUUGGGCAGGAAGGACUUUGUCCUUGCCAAAUUCACCUGUGUGGCUCUCCGUCGCAUGAUUCCCACUGCCAAAAAGGCUCAGCAAAAGACUGCCUCUGCCGGUCUUGCCAAAAUGUCCAACGAUCAUGAGGUUCUCCGAAUGCUCGCUUCAAUUCUACUCACCACGUCGCCGAGUAAAGACUGGUAUGGAAUGGCAGAACAGGCUAUCAGUGCGAUAUACAUUUUAUCCGAUCAUCCUGAUGUAUUGUGCUCAGAAGUGCUCAGGCAAAAAACCAGACUUGUCUUUCAAAAGACUAAAAACAUUCAAUCACUUUCAAGAGCUUCGUCACCUGAGCCCGAUGCUAUGGAUAUCGAUGAGGAUGAGGCUGUACCAAUCCCAGGAAGUGAUGAGGACGACCCCAAAUCACCACAAGAUGAACUCGAAAAGCCGAAUGAUAAGCCUUCAACCGCCCUGUCGCAAUUACUGUUCACGGUUGGUCACAUUGCCAUCAAACAGAUUGUGCACCUUGAACUCUGUGAGCUUGAUUUCAAACGACGAAAACAGGAUCAAGAGAAGAGCAAGUCCGAUGCCAAUCCAGCGCCAGAGAAAUCUGCGGGCCCUACACCCGCUCGUCGGAAGAAGACAGCUGCAGAAGAAGUCAUGGCUGAGAAGCAGAAAGAAGAAGAAAAGGACGAGCUCGAUCUGAUUGGUGGUACAACUGAAGACGACUUCACCGAAGCAAUUGUCCACAUUCGGGAACGUGAGCUUCUUUACGGACCCAAUUCACUGCUUGCAAACUUUGGGCCAUUGGUGACCGAGAUCUGUGCGAACAAUACAGCAUACAAGGACCGAAAACUUCAGGCGCAAGCUACACUCUGCCUGGCCAAGCUGAUGUGUGUCAGCAGUGAGUAUUGUGAAAAGAACCUCCCGCUUCUCAUCACUAUCCUCGAACGCUCUAGUGACCCUAUUGUACGAUCCAAUGCUGUAAUCGCAUUGGGAGACAUGGCAGUGUGCUUCAAUCAUCUAAUUGACGAAAACACCGAUUUCUUAUAUCGACGAUUGAACGAUGGCGAUGAAAGUGUCAAGCGUACCUGUCUCAUGACUCUGACAUUCCUGAUUCUGGCCGGACAAGUCAAGGUCAAAGGCCAAUUGGGCGAGAUGGCUAAAUGUCUCGAAGAUGGUGACAAGAAGAUUGCCGAUCUCGCUCGUAUGUUCUUCACAGAGCUUGCCACCAAGGACAAUGCAGUUUACAACCAGUUUGUGGACAUGUUCAGUGUUCUCACCCAGGAUGGUCCUCUGGAUGGAGGCGUCAUGGAAGAUGAGGCGGUGAAGAGGAUCCUCAAAUUCCUAUGUGGUUUUAUUGAAAAAGACAAACAUGCCAAGAAUCUUGCUGAGAAACUCUCUGCUCGACUUGGUCGCUGCGUCAACAAACGACAAUGGGACGAUACCGCGUACGCUUUGUCACUACUCCAACACAAGAACGACGACAUUACUCGCAUGAUAAGUGAGGGAUAUAAGAUGGUCGAGGUCGAGGCCUAA
This is a messenger RNA of Exophiala bonariae, 3690 nucleotides long. RefSeq lists its product as uncharacterized. Lineage: Eukaryota; Fungi; Ascomycota; Eurotiomycetes; Chaetothyriales; Herpotrichiellaceae. The record is from RefSeq and is a predicted model, not a curated record. The transcript is spliced from 3 exons. Gene Ontology annotation, biological process: mitotic cell cycle; mitotic chromosome condensation; meiotic chromosome condensation. Gene Ontology annotation, cellular component: condensin complex; nucleus; condensed chromosome, centromeric region. Gene Ontology annotation, molecular function: histone binding. The coding region runs from base 1 to 3690 and encodes 1229 amino acids.